GGCAGGGAAACCCCGCGGCUUUAGUUGUUUCUACUCUCCGGAGUGUCAGCUAGUUAUUUGUGGGGAGGCGCUGUAGCCAUUUCGCCACAUGAAAGCCCGAUGAGCUGAACGACCAACAUCCGAGUUUGUCGGUGGAGAAGAGAAUUCAGCUUUGAGGAGCCCUGCGCGCGCGCACGCACGCGAACGAACACCAACUCGCGCGCGACUACGCACAGCUCGCGGACACGCACAUUUCCUUCUCGACCUCCGUGGAGAAAAGAGGGAGAGAGGAGCAGAGAGAGGACACACGAACUUCCAACUCUCCCAUGUGGAAAGCUGAGACUCUUGCUGGGAGAGAAGAGAAGUUUGGUUGUUUGCCCGGUCGGCUGAGGAGGAGAAAAGUCUGGUUAAAAGUGGGGGAAGAUGCUCGGAUUUACACCAACCACUGGGCAGUCAGGAUAGCCGGAGGACCCGAGGUGGCCGACCGGAUAGCGGAAAAAUAUGGCUAUAGGAACAUGGGACAGAUUGGGGAUCUCAAAGAUCACUACCACUUCUUCCAUAGUCGGACUAUCAAGAGAUCAACAUUGUCCAGCCAUGGUCGCCAUAGUUUCAUCUCCAUGGAGCCCAAGGUGGAGUGGAUACAACAGCAGGUGGUGAAGAGGAGGAUCAAGAGGGAUUACAAACCCGCACCACCUCUUUCCCAGACAAGCCCAACCCACAGCCAAAACAGCAUAUUCUAUAAUGAUGCCAAGUGGAGCAGUAUGUGGUACAUUCACUGCAACGACGAUGUCCACAACUGCCAGUCGGACAUGAACAUCAUGGGGGCGUGGAAGAGGGGCUACACGGGGAAAGACGUGGUGGUGACCAUACUAGAUGACGGCAUCGAGAGGAACCACCCAGACCUUUUUCAGAACUACGACCCUCAAGCCAGCUAUGAUGUCAACAGCAAUGACCCGGAUCCCAUGCCUCGAUAUGACUCGACCAAUGAAAACAAACACGGUACACGAUGUGCGGGUGAAGUCGCUGCAGCUGCAAACAACUCUCACUGCAUUGUGGGAAUUGCCUAUAACGCCAGAAUAGGGGGUGUGCGGAUGCUGGAUGGAGACGUAACGGACAUGGUGGAGGCCAGGUCGCUGAGUCUUCACCCGCAGCACAUUGACAUCUACAGUGCCAGCUGGGGACCUGAUGACGACGGCAAGACUGUUGACGGACCAGCAUCUCUGGCCAGGCAGGCCUUUGAAAACGGCAUCCGCACGGGGAGAAAGGGCCGUGGCUCUAUCUUUGUUUGGGCUUCAGGCAACGGCGGGCGCAGCAGAGAUCACUGCUCCUGUGAUGGCUACACCAAUUCCAUCUACACCAUCUCCAUCUCCAGCACAGCUGAGAGUGGACGCAAGCCCUGGUACCUGGAGGAAUGCUCGUCCACUCUGACCACCACGUACAGCAGCGGGGAGAACUACGACCGAAAAAUUAUAACCACAGAUCUCAGACACCGGUGUACAGACAGUCACACGGGGACAUCGGCCUCGGCUCCCAUGGCCGCUGCCAUCAUUGCUCUGGCCUUGGAGGCAAAUGCUCUUCUAACUUGGAGAGAUGUCCAACACAUCAUUGUAAAGACCUCCAGAGCUGGACAUCUUAGUGCUCCUGAUUGGAAGACCAAUGCUGCUGGUUACAACGUCAGCCACCUGUACGGCUUUGGGCUGAUGGACGCUGAGGCGAUGGUGAAAGAGGCCGAGGGAUGGAAGCAAGUCCCAGCUCAGCACAUCUGUGUGGAGAGUGCUGACCGGCAAAUCAGAACCAUCCGUCCGGAGCACGUUGUGCGUUCUGUGUACAAGGCAACAGGAUGCACCGACAACUCAAACAACCACGUCAUCUAUCUGGAGCAUGUGGUUGUACGCAUCACAAUUACACACCCCCGGCGUGGAGACCUGUCAAUCAACCUGACUUCACCCUCAGGGACCAAGUCUCAGCUGCUUGCCAACAGGUUGUUUGAUCACUCCAUGGAGGGUUUCAAGAACUGGGAGUUCAUGACCACCCACUGCUGGGGAGAGAAGGCAGCAGGCGACUGGGUCUUAGAGAUCUAUGACUCACCUUCUCAACUUCGCAGCCAAAAAGUGCCGGGCAAGCUGAAGGAGUGGUCCUUGGUCCUGUACGGCACCUCUGUCCACCCAUACUCGUCUCAGCACAUCGAUAAGGCCCGCUUUGCAGAGCCGCCCAUUGACGAAGAGUUCACCGAGGAGUACAACGGCCCCUGUGACUCAGAAUGCAGUGACAACGAGUGCGAGGGUCCCGGGCCCCACCAUUGCAUUAACUGCCUCCACUACUUCCUCAAGUUUAAAAACAACACAAGGAUGUGCGUCUCCGAGUGCCCGAGCGGUUUUUUCCGGGAUGACAGGAAACGCUGCAAGAAGUGCUCCUCGUUGUGCGAGACCUGCGUGGGUAGUCGUAGCGACCAAUGCACCGCAUGCAGGACUGGUUUCCACCUGAACGAGGGCUCCAACACAUGUGUUGCCAACUGUGCAGAUGGCUUCUACCUCGAUAACAAUUCCAACAUUUGCAGGAGAUGUCUAGAGAACUGUAAGAAGUGUACAACCUCUACCAUCUGCACAGAAUGUAAACCUGGGAUGAGUCUCCAAGGGAACAAGUGUCAAAUGACCUGUGACCCUGGAACUUAUUACAAUGGACACAGAAGGACUUGUGAGAUUUGUCAUCGGGCCUGUGCCACCUGCGCAGGCACAGGCAUUGAGGCAUGCACCAAGUGUGCAGACGGCUACUUUCUGGAGGACUGGCGAUGUGUGUUAACUUGCAGCACUGGCUACUACUUUUCAGAGCAGACCUCAGACAACGGGCAGGUCCAGAGGUCCUGCAAGAAGUGUGAUGUGAGCUGCUCUGAGUGCUUGGGGCCCGGAGAAAGAAACUGCAGCAACUGUGUCAGUGGCUACAAUCUGGAGUCCGGAGUCUGCGUGGUGAGCACCAUCUGCAAAGAUGGAGAGUACAUGAGUCCACACGGGAAGUGCCACCUGUGUGAUGCGACCUGUCAGCAGUGCACAGGUCCAGAGAGUGAGGACUGCACCAGCUGCCCUGCACCAAGGUUGUUUGAUGAAGGACGCUGUGUUAUCCGUUGCCAAGCUGGCCAUUAUCCAAUGGGAGGACGAUGCAACCUCUGUCAUCACACCUGCCAGGAGUGUACUGAUGAGGGGCCGGACAAAUGCACCAGCUGUGACACAGAUACAUUUGGUGUGGCCCGAUACCUUUUUCAGAGUCAAUGUCGGGAAACCUGUCCGGAGAAGUUCUUCCACUCUGGGAGGAUGCGGUGUGAAGCCUGUCCGGAAGACUGCAUCAUCUGUGCUGCAGCCAAUCACUGCCUCCGCUGCAGCCCCGGACACAAGCUGAAAGAAGGCCACUGCGUGCCACUGGAGUGUGACAAAGAUGAGGUUUCAGACGCAGAAAAUGAAGGCUGCCUCCACUGUGAUGAAGGAUGUGAGAAAUGUAAACGCAAGGAUUCACAAGAUCAGGAGCAGAAAACCGUUUGCCUUAAAUGUGAAGAUGGUUAUUAUCAGUUAGACACUGACUGUCAUAAGUCCUGUCCAGAUAGGACCUACAGUGUGACCAGCACAAUGCUUUGUGCACCAUGUGAAGAUAAAAAUUGUGCAAUCUGUGACCAGUCCCAGUGCCACUGGUGUAUCGAAGGAUUCUCCGUCUUUGAGGGACAAUGUGUGGAUCAUUGUGAGGAAGGUUUCUUUAUGGAUGAAGACAGCGGUGAGUGUGAGUCUUGCCACCACAGCUGUCGCAGCUGUGGAGGACCACGAAAUGAAGACUGUGACUCCUGCGAGGACGGGCUCUCUCUGAUCAACGGGGAGUGCUUAGAGGGCACACAACUCGCUGCUUGUCCCGAGAACCAAUACCGUAACAGUAAGAAGGAAUGUGAGCAGUGCCACUCUUCCUGUAAGACCUGCUUUGCAGCAGAGAAAGAUGCCUGCAGCAGCUGCCACACAGAUCGAUUUUUGACUGCUAAACAGACUUGUCUGUCUCACUGUCCAUCUGGUACAUUUGGCAACAAGACGUCUGGCAAGUGUGAGGACUGCUUGAAGGGGUGUGUCAUAUGCCAGGAUGCCAAAGUGUGUCAACAGUGUGGACAUGGACUUUAUCUGCAAGAGGGAGUGUGUGUAGUUGAAUGUCAAAGAGCGUUUCCAAAAGAUGGUGUGUGCCAACCAUGUGCCCCAGAGUGUGAAUCCUGCAUGGAAAGUCCCUCUCACUGCCUGAGCUGUGAGAAACCAUUGCUCCUGUGGGACCACUCCUGCAAAUCUAAAUGUCCAAAAGGCUAUUAUGGAAACAACACAGAAUGCCAUCAAUGCUCAGAGCACUGUAGCAAGUGCAAUAAGGACGGCUUGUGUCAGAUGUGUUCAGAAUACUACUUCCUCCAUGAUGAUAAGUGCGUGGAUGAUUGUCCUGCCGGAUACUUUGCCAGUGAGAAGCAACAGGAGUGUGUAAGGUGUCAUGCUGAUUGUGCAUCAUGUGACGGCCCAGACAUCGAUGACUGCGACGUGUGUCGCAACCCAAAAGCCGUCCGUUACAACGGAGAGUGCCUGCCCACGUGUCCCAACAACACCUUUCACGACAAGAGCACCAACGAAUGCAGAGACUGUGACAAGUCAUGUUUGAGCUGCUCUGGACACGGCCCUUCGAACUGCCUCACCUGUGAUCCCAAAAGACGGAAAGAUGCCAGCGGGCACUGUGUGUGGUACAGCCAGUGCUCCCUGAAUACGUACAUGAGUCCGAAUGGGGAAUGCAAGCAGUGUCACACACUCUGUGAUCGCUGCUCUGGGCCUGGAGAAAAACGCUGUCUCAGCUGCAAAGAGCCACGCUUCCUAAUGAACAACACCUGUGUGAAAGAGUGUCCGGUGGGUUACUACGCUGAGGACAGAGAUGAGCGCCGGUGUGAGCGCUGCCACUACAGCUGCCAGUCCUGUGUGGGCCAUCACAGUGUCCAGUGCGACACCUGUAAACCUGGGUUCUUCAAGCAGGGCAGCAGCUGCGUGGAAACCUGCUCCGAGAGUCACUUUGGCGACCCGGCCACCAUGGUCUGCGAGCGCUGUGACCCAUCCUGCGGCCAGUGUUCCGGCAGCGGUAACGGAAACUGCCUGAGCUGUAGGGAGGGCUACGUCUACCUGGAGCAGUGGGGCCAGUGUCUGAAGAAGUGCCCUGCAGGCUACUACAAAGGCAGGCAGUCCACCACCUGUCGCAAGUGUCACCCCACCUGCAAGACCUGCAGUGGUGGGGGUGCUCUGUUCUGCCUCUCCUGUCACAAUGGCUAUGUCUUUAACAGCGGCAUCUGUUACAACCCCUGUUUUGUGGGCUUCUAUGCUGCAUCGCAGGAUUCAGAGAGUGAGAAACCAAAGUGUGAAGCUUGUGACCCUUCCUGUGAGGGCUGCCAUGGUCCCAGCAUGCGGGACUGCACUUUGUGCCCUGCUGGCCAGAUCUUGUCUGAUGAUGGCCGUUGCUUGAGCUGCUGUGGAAAUGUGACUCUGCCCAAUGACAAGCCAUUAUCCAGAGAGUGCUGUGAUUGCAAGUCAUCAACAGUUGAGUGCAAGCUCAGUGUCAACUUUGUGAUGACGACAGCUGAGAAUUUAGGCAGAACCGCUAGGCUUUUUUCCGUGUCUUGUGUUCUAGUCAUCAUCUCCGUGGGAGUGGGAGUCUUCUUCGUGCUCAGCGUUCGAUCUAAAGUGCGUGCUCUCACACCGAAAAUCGGAAGCAGAGGCUAUGAGAGAGUAGACACCGGUGAGAAACCAGUGCCACAAGUCACCACCUCUACGUAUGGGGAGUACAAUGACAAAAUAACUGAAUCUGUGGAUAAGGAGGAAGAUGAUGAUGAGGAUAUUGUAUACAUGACAAAAGAUGGAACAGUGUAUCGGAAAUUUAAGUAUGGGCUGUUGGAUGAGGAUGACACGGAGCUAGAGUAUGAUGAUGAGAGCUACUCCUUCAGGUGA
Molecule: messenger RNA, 5963 nt
Organism: Menidia menidia (Atlantic silverside)
Lineage: Eukaryota; Metazoa; Chordata; Actinopteri; Atheriniformes; Atherinopsidae
Source: the annotation of a GenBank genome assembly